This is a messenger RNA of Perca fluviatilis (European perch), 3767 nucleotides long. It is a transcript of the gene fzd3a, whose product is annotated as frizzled class receptor 3a. The record is from RefSeq and is a predicted model, not a curated record. NCBI's taxonomy places the organism in Eukaryota, Metazoa, Chordata, Actinopteri, Perciformes, Percidae. Gene Ontology annotation, molecular function: Wnt-protein binding; Wnt receptor activity. Gene Ontology annotation, biological process: non-canonical Wnt signaling pathway; canonical Wnt signaling pathway. The transcript has 9 exons. Gene Ontology annotation, cellular component: plasma membrane. Bases 554 to 2626 code for a protein of 690 amino acids.
CAGAGGAGGAGGACAGGAGGACACGAGAGGAGGGUGCUGGAAGGGGGGACAUUCAGUCAUUGUUACCAACUCGAGGAGCGGCGGAGACCCCGUUGUUGUUACACGUGAAUUUUCGGCACAACAUUCAGGCUGAAGAUCACAUCCACCGGUGGUGGUCAUCCAUAUUUUCUGUGAAGCAUUCAUCAGUGUUGGUGGAGGCAGGAGAGGGAGGAGUGCGAGCGGUCACAGCGCAGCAUCUUAAAGGACCACAGCAUCUCCCAGGCUAUGGAGGUCUCGUGAUGACACACUGCUGCCGCUGACCGGAAUCCCCCACGGCGAUGGAGGCAGCCAGCUUCGACCAUGGCCGUGUUGGAUUACGAUGCCCGACCCAGACCAUUUCUCUGUGAGUUGAAGAGGAGGAAGCGACUACCAGCCAGCCCUGGACACUCCUUAAGCCUUGUGAUCUCCCUUUCCUGGUGAAUGAGCCAGACGCUAACAGGGCUCAACCCCUCUUCCUAGCCAGCCGUCCUCCUCCUGCUGGGUCUUUUCUUCUCUCCUACUGUACCGACCAGUCAUGGAUCUCCUGUGGUUGCUGUCCCUGUCCAUGUUGACGGCGUGCGUCGCCAUCCCCAUGGAUGUGGCAGAGGGGAGCCACAGUCUGUUCACCUGCGAGCCCAUAACCCUGCGCAUGUGCCAGGGGUUGCCUUACAACUCCACGUACAUGCCCAACAUACUGAAUCAUUACGACCAGCAAACUGCCGCCCUCGCCAUGGAGCCGUUCCAUCCCAUGGUGAACCUGCAGUGCUCUCCGGAGCUCAGGAUGUUCCUGUGCGCGCUCUACGCCCCGGUGUGUACCGAGUACGGGCGGAUGACGCUGCCCUGCCGCCGCCUCUGUCUGCAGGCCAAGAGCGACUGCUACAAACUAAUGGACAUGUUUGGUGUCAGCUGGCCGCAGGAGAUGGACUGCGACAGAUUCCCAGACUGUGACGAGCCUUACCCCCGUCCCGUGGACCUCCUGUCCAGCUCAGACACAACCGAAUCGCCCGUUGCCGUCCAGCGGGACUACGGCUUCUGGUGUCCCAGAGAGCUCAAAAUCGACCCAGAGCUCAGCUACUCCUUCAUGGGGAUCCGCGACUGCUCUCCCCCCUGUCCCAACAUGUACUUCACGCGCGAGGAGCUGACGUUCGCACGCUACUUCAUCGGGGUGGUGUCCAUCGUCUGUCUGUCCGCCACCCUCUUCACCUUCCUGACCUUCCUCAUUGAUGUGUCACGAUUCCGCUACCCAGAGCGUCCAAUCAUAUUCUAUGCUGUGUGCUACAUGAUGGUGUCUCUAGUGUUCUUCCUGGGCUUUCUCUUGGAGGACAAAGUUUCCUGUAACUCAGCGAGUCCUGGGAGGUUUAGGGCUUCAACAGUGACCCAAGGCUCCCAUAAUAAGGCCUGCACCCUUCUCUUCAUGGUGCUGUAUUUCUUCACCAUGGCCGGCAGUGUCUGGUGGGUCAUUCUGACCAUCACCUGGUUCCUGGCUGCUGUUCCCAAGUGGGGCAGUGAGGCAAUAGAGAAGAAGGCCCUCCUCUUCCACGCCUGUGCCUGGGGCAUCCCCGGCGUCCUCACAGUUAGCCUGCUCGCCAUGAACAAGAUCGAGGGCGACAGUGUCAGUGGGGUUUGCUUUGUGGGGCUUUACAACCUGACGGCCCUGCGCUGGUUCCUGCUGGCCCCACUGGGGUUGGACGUAGUGGUCGGUGUGGCGCUGCUGCUGGCAGGCAUAGCAGCACUAAACCGAGUGCGCAUGGAGAUUCCGCUGGAGAAGGAGAACCAGGAGAAACUGGUGAAGUUCAUGAUCCGUAUCGGCGUGUUCUCUGUGCUCUACCUGGUCCCUCUGCUGGCCGUUCUGGCCUGCUACCUUUAUGAGAACAGCUACCGUGCCAUCUGGGAGACCACCUGGGUCCAGGAGAGGUGUCGAGACUAUCACAUCCCCUGCCCCUACCAGGUGGAGCGCACCAGUCGCCCUGACCUGGCUGUGUUCCUGGUUAAGUACGUGAUGAUGCUGAUCGUAGGAAUCCCCUCGGUGUUCUGGGUGGCCAGUAAGAAGACCUGCUUCGAGUGGGCCAGCUUCUUCCACGGCAAGAGACGCAAAGACAGGAUGGUCAACGAGAGCAGACAGGUGCUCCAGGAGCCCGACUUCGCCCAGCUGCUGCUCAGGGACCCCAACGCGCCCAUCGCGAGGAAGUCCCGGGGCACGUCCACCCAGGGGACCUCCACCCACGCCUCGUCCACCCACCUGGCCAUGCUGGACGAGCCGCCCAGCGGCAGCACCAGCCGGGCCGGCUCGGUCCGCAGCGCACGCUCCAAGAUGAGCAGCUACCACGGCAGCCUGCACCGCUCGCGGGACGGCAGGUACACGGCCUCCAGCUUCCGGGCCGUGGACGACCGGCUGCCCUACGGAAGCAUGUCCCGCCUCAACGACCAGUCCAGACACUGUAGCACCAAUCGCCUGGACAACCUAUCGCGGCACGGCUCCACUCAACGACUGGAGAGCCAAUCACGGCACAGCAGCGUCCGGGACCUCACCAGCACCACCCAAGCUGUCCUCGGUAUCCCCGGAAACGGGAUUCACCGAGUCCUGGAGGAGGACGGAGCUACAGCCUGAACAGGACGGCGGCCGGACGGGUAGAAGGGAAAGGAGGAAAGGCUCAUCUUUCUUUUCAUCGAACGUUGAAGAACGAUUGGGGGAGGGUUCACAGUAAGCCUGACACGGUGCCAUCUACUCCUGUUGAACUGAUGACGUUGGCUAGAUCCAGCCAGACUGACGGGACUGAGCGUGGAUUGAUGCCUUAAAAAUGUCCUCUUUACUCGACCCACUAGCUGAUCCCAAAAACUCAAGUUCUAAACGAUUGUUGUCCAGUUUACAAAAGUACGAGGGAUUUUGAGGUCCUGAUAACCAACCCUGGAACAACGACAAGGCUUCACUGCGCCAGUCCAAAACUAAAUGGGACCAACACUGACUGACUGCACUGGAUUGCUUUUUAUCUGUACUGUACUGGUUUGUAGAAAGAAGGACUGAAUGACAUUACUAGAGCCUUCUCUUCUAGUCUGUGCUUUCUUUUUUAUUUUAGCACCUCUUCAGCUACUGACGUCUCCAUUAUUUUUCAGUAUCAAAUACAAUUCUGGUAACUUGACCUGCUAAAAAACAAAUAUUUAUAAAGGCAUUUUUCACUCUCUUUACAAACGCUGCGUAGGAUUCGUGAACUUUACAAACCUCUUCUCAUUUUAAAAAGCGUUUGGUCAUACGGAGGUACCUCACCGCCUUGGUGUGAUGAUGUAUCUUAACGACAGAGGAAAAAUGUCUGUUUGCCAGAAUUCAAGGGCUCAUAUAUCGGGGGGGGGAGCUGAGCCCAAACUCCUGCCUUAUGACUGUUCAGACAGAACGCUAAGCAAAGUUUACAGGUGGCGUCAUUACUUUACAAAGUCAACGAAAAGACGCAAGUAAAAGGUUUCAAUUUGAGCGACAGAUGCGCGGUGUAGAGACGGGGCUGAACAGCUGAUGUGUCCGCUGCUAGCCAGCGUACAGCUAGCGCCCAGCUGGCAACCUUCUAGGUGAAUAGAGAAUAGCGCGCCCCUUGAAUUAGAGUAACAUUCGGAGUAGUCCAUCCUGUUUGAAAAUGUGCCCUUACUUGUAUCGCUACUGUAAAAUGUUAGACCAACAUUUCCUCAAGUGGCAAAACUUGUAUAGAUGUAAAAACUGAACUUUUGUUGUUGAUUUGUAAUAAAGUUUUGUUUUUUUUAAUGAA